CCCCUAUAUAUAAACCCCUAAGGCCUAAGACAACCAACCUCAAGCUCUAGCUCCAACUCCAACUAACACUCCUUCAAGAUUCCCAACAACAUGUAUGCUUCUACUUCCUUCACUUCACAACUCGUCCACGACCUUCUCGUGGACAAUAACUCAAGAAAGCUUCUCCAAAACCCACUUCACCAAUCAACCAACUCAGCAAACUCACCAGAUUCCAUGAUGAACACAUACAACUCCACAGACUCAUACUUCAAAGGCCGUGACUUCGAUGCAAACGUUGUCAUGAUACUCUCAGUCCUCUUGUGUGCUGUUAUUUGCUCACUAGGGUUGAACUCCAUCAUCAAGUGUAUCUUACGGUGUUCAAACAUAGUCAUCAAUGACCAAUCUUCAUCAAGUGGGAGCCAUAACAACCCUUCACCACGAUUGGCUAACACAGGGAUCAAGAAGAAAGCCCUCAAGACUUUUCCCACUGUGAGUUACUCAACAGAAGUAAAACUCCCAGGUUUGGACACAGAGUGUGUGAUAUGCCUCUCAGAGUUCACCAAUGGUGAGAAGGUGCGCAUUUUGCCAAAGUGCAACCAUGGUUUCCACGUUCGCUGCAUUGACAAGUGGCUAAGUUCACACUCAUCGUGCCCCAAGUGCAGACAGUGCCUCAUUGAGACUUGUAAGAAAAUUGUUGGAUCACAACAACCAGUAGUGCCAGCAGUGCCAGAAACCAUUAUAAGGAUCCAACCAUUAGAACCUGAAGGUUUGGAGCGUAACUAUAGAGAAGGAUGCUAGCUAGCCAGUUUACUAUAAUAUGUUCCUUUUGACGCGAGUUAGUAGUAGUACUAGAAUUAAUGCCUUCAGUUCUGGUUAUAUAGCUAGCCAAACCAAUCAACCAUAAUCAAUGUUUGUCAGAGUUUAAAUUUUCAGUUGCUUUAUUUUGACCUCAAAUGUAAAAUAAACUAGUUAAAUUUGUUACUGCAUUCUUUUCAAUAAUAUUCUCAAGUUAAUUAUUAUUAGUUCAAACAAGGAUUUGUACUGUCUUCAAUCUUCGUGAGAUUUGAUUAAAGAUGUCUCUAGAUGAAGAUGAAAGUGAAGGAUUAUUGGCUUAUUUCGGAACAAGAAAAAGGGCGAAGCUAGCACACUAUGUGUAUUUUUGGUGGUCACCAACCUGUGUAUAUCAUAAUUAUUUCCUACUUUAUAUACUGUUAUUUUUAAUGUUAA
Cajanus cajan (pigeon pea) is the source of this 1206-nucleotide messenger RNA. RefSeq names its product RING-H2 finger protein ATL78. NCBI's taxonomy places the organism in Eukaryota, Viridiplantae, Streptophyta, Magnoliopsida, Fabales, Fabaceae. Gene Ontology annotation, molecular function: transferase activity. The record is from RefSeq and is a predicted model, not a curated record. Gene Ontology annotation, biological process: protein ubiquitination.